Molecule: messenger RNA, 616 nt
Organism: Sitophilus oryzae (rice weevil)
Lineage: Eukaryota; Metazoa; Arthropoda; Insecta; Coleoptera; Curculionidae
Product: wiskott-Aldrich syndrome protein family member 2-like
Exons: 2
Coding region: 77-616 (179 amino acids)
Source: RefSeq, a predicted model, not a curated record
UCAAUGUUUCUUCCAUCCUUGUGACCGUCCCUUGUGAUGUCUUUGGUUGAUUCAGUCUAUCCGGAUCUCCGUAAUCAUGCCGUUCGUCCAGAGAGUUGUCGAGCCCAGGUUGUUGUCCAGGGUGCAGCUCUUCAACGAGGACGGUUCUGUGCGUGUAAACGAUGGCGAGUUGGAGGCGGUGACCAAUUUCACCCUGUGCAGCGCUCUGAAACAAUUGGCCUCGUUGUCCCUGGUCGCGGACGAUAUCUUCAAGGAGCUGGGAGACCAGCUGAAGCUCAUCUACGGGAGGUGCGAGAAGGUGAAGGUGAAGCUGGUCGUAUUGGGGGAUAAAGUGGAGAAGUUCGAUCCCAAGAAGGUGCCAGUGCGAUCGGGUUCUAAUGAACUGUCUUUAACUAGAGGAUUUCUCGUUGAUGUAAUGAAACAGUCAGGUUAUAAAAGACUGGAAGAUCGGGGUACCUAUUUAAGAGAAUACUUGGAAAAGCGUACAAAUUGUCCUACGCAAAAUCUAAACGAACUCCGCCAUAUUGUUUCACAUUUUAUGGCCCAAUUUAAAACUAGAUGGGAAAAUCGCACAGAACAUUUGACAGAUUCACAGCAAAUAAUGAUGAGUGGCUAA